UGGUUUUUCUACAGAAUAGCAAAGUAUAUAAUAGCAAAAUUGAAAAGCUAUUAGCCCAGUUUUACCAUCAAGCGAGUAUAAUAUUUGUUAGAUAAAAUACCUGUAUUUUCAUUUCAGAUAAAACAAACGAAAAUGCUGAAGUUCUUCGUUCUUUUGGUGACAGUGGGAGCUGCGUUUGCGCAUCAUGCGGAUGGAGUGCACACCGCGACGGUAGUUUUGACUGGCAAUGACGAUGUCCACGGUACUGUCACAUUCACUGAGACUGAAGACCACAAGGUCCGAGUGCAAGGCACCAUCACCGGCAUGCCAGCCGGCGAGUACGGUUUCCACGUCCACGAAAAGGGAGACCUCAGCGGUGGAUGUAUGUCCACCGGAUCCCACUUCAACCCUGAGAAGCAACCUCAUGGUCAUCCCAAUGAUCAAGCUCGCCACGUAGGUGAUUUAGGCAACGUUAUCUUCAACGAUCAAAAAGUUGCCAACAUCGACUUCACAGACAGCCAGCUAUCCCUCCGUGGUGCCCACAAUAUCCUCGGAAGGGCCGUGGUCCUCCACGCUAAAGCUGAUGACUAUGGAAGGAGCGACCAUCCAGACUCUAGAACGACUGGCAACGCUGGUGGACGAGUCGCUUGCGGAGUCAUCGGACUGAUGUAGGGCACUAUUGAUUAUGGUCAACACCAUAUUAGGUUAUAAGUAACCGUAAAAUUCCUGUACUGUUUGUUACUAAGUAAAAAAAAUUGGCUGCGGAAACCAGGCGUUUUGUGAUAUAUCGAUAUGCUGCUGUAUAUACCUUUUCGUCUUCGUGAUGAGUAAUCACAACUAUUGCUGAUGAAAUGUUACAUUAUUUGUAGUUAUAAACAA
Diatraea saccharalis (sugarcane borer) is the source of this 858-nucleotide messenger RNA. The record is from the annotation of a GenBank genome assembly. NCBI's taxonomy places the organism in Eukaryota, Metazoa, Arthropoda, Insecta, Lepidoptera, Crambidae.